AUGUCUUCCUCCGAACCUGCCCCAGUAUCAUCGACCCCCGAAAAUGCGACUCCAGAGCUGGAUGUCCCCAAGCUCCAUGCACUCCCCUCCGAACAACAGGACCUCUACCUGCUCACCUUCACUUCCGAUCUAGUGCAAUUUAUUUCCAGUCUCGAUGCACAGCAGGUCUCGGCGCAACAAAAAGCUCUUAAGAAGGAAUUGUUCAAGAUCCUGACCCUUACCUCCCCCACCAUCACGCGAGUCCUCCGCAAUAACCUGGGACGAUGUUUCGGCGCUAUUCUGACGAAAGGGGAUCGCGGGAUUCUCUUCGAGACGAUUACCGAUCUUCUUGGAAUAGUAAACGCGAGUAAGAGCGAGGCGGAUAUCAAGACCAAGUUCGCAGCGGCGCAUUGUCUAGGCGAAGUGUUUGCGACAGCUGGCGACAGUGCGUUCAUGCAGUCCAACAUUGCAGUGUCUAGCACAAUUAAGCUUCUCAAGUCGGCCAGCAGCCAUACGGGCUUCCGCGGAGUUAUAUAUGCCAUUUUACGGAAGAUCAUCGUGGGCAUUGGCGUACCGAUUGACGAAGCUACUGCUCGGGAUAUUUGGAAACAAGCGCGCAAUGCGGCGACUAGCGACAAGUCUACUUUCGUGCAGGUUCACUCUUGUCGCUGUAUCGAGCAGCUGGUAAACAUGACGCCUUUCUUCGAUAAUGCAAAUGACUUUGAAAACCUCAAGACUGUCAUGUGGAAGGUCAUUGACAGCCCCAUUGCGCCGGUUAGGCAUGCAGCAGCAGCUUGUCUUGGCCGGGCUUUGGUCAAGCUGCACGCGUCAGAUACGCCCAUUAUGGCGGCCCCGAAGCCCAAGUCCAAAAAGAACAAGAGGAUGUCUAAGAAGCCAUCUGCUCGCCCCGGAGAAGAGGAUGAGGAUGAGAUGUCGGAGUCUUCUGCUGCGAACGCCCCGGGAGCUGCUAGGAAGACUGAAUCUCGAUUGUUUUUUUCCCUUCCGGACCUUCUGCGUCAAUUGUCCUCGCAAUACCUCAAGAGCACAACUUCCAACCGCUCGCGAGCCGGAAUCUGCGUGUGUUACAAAUAUGUUCUGCGCAACUUGGGGGAUAAAGUUGUCGACGAACGCUAUGGGCAGAUUGCGACUAAUCUGCUCGUGGAACUGAUGAACCACCCAACUGUUACAUACAACCGGUUCCGCCUUUUGAUGACUCGGAAGUUUGUAAAAUCUAUCCUUGAGGAUACUAUUGGCCGUGAAUUGCUACACGAAAACAGCCAGCUAAACGCCGCCCGAUGGAUCAUCAACGAAAUCCUCAAGGACUACCCGCAAGUCAUUCAGGAGCGCCGCGAGCCAACCAAGUAUACUUUGACAUGCGCAGUCAGCGCUCUGUCCUCUUUGAUUUCGUCGCUUGGAUCUGCUUUCGGUGUCCACGCAGACAGCUGCAGAGACGCUUUGCUUCAGGUGCUCCCUCACCCGAGCUAUACUGUUCAAGUCCACGCCGCGCACUGUCUGCGCAGCUUCGUACUUGCCUGUCCUCACCAGCUUCUGUCUGGUGUGACAAUCUGCAUGAACAGCCUGAACCGUGAAAUCGGCCAGCUUGCUACGCCGCGCCAUUCAUCUCGCCGAUGUGUCGGCUACGCCAAUGGCCUGUCCGCGAUGCUCAGUACGUCUCGUCUGCAACCGCUUUACGGUGCCGUCGACGUGUUCGCUCGCAUCUUCACGCAAGCAACCGACCUUCUGAAGACUAGCAGCACUUCCGAGCUACGUGUUGCUAGUACACAAAUUCAAGUCGCAUGGAUCCUGAUUGGCGGAUUGAUGCCUCUCGGGCCUAGUUUCGUCAAGAUCCAUCUUUCUCAAUUGAUGUUGCUAUGGAAGAAUGCUUUGCCAAAACAUCUGAGCAAGGAGAACUCUGCGGCGCCUGGUACUCUCGAAACAAGCUUCCUUACUCAUGUUAGAGAGUGUGCUCUCGGCGCUUUGUUGGUGUUUAUGGAAUUCAACAGCAAGCUCAUCACAGCAGAUGGGGCCAAGAGAAUCGCAGCCAUGCUACAGAACACCGUUGAAUUCCUGGACGAUCUGCCGCGACCCAAGUCAAUUGAGGACAUCUCUCAACGUCUUCAUCCUUCCUUGCAACUCCAUGAUUUCACCACUAUGGUCCGCCGACGGGUCUUACAGUGCUUUUCGAAGCUCGUGCAUGUUCACCACCCCAGUCAUGGAGACAUCAUCUCCCAAUCCAGCCUUCUAAGUCUUGCUGUCUCUUCUUUUGCCGACCCUGAUGCGCAGUACCGCCCACUGGAGAGCUCGAUUGCUGGUUCAGCUGGACAAUUUGACGGCCUAUGGGAGCUUUGCGAUAACUACGGAUUUGGCGUCACUGGACUUGCCAGGGAAUAUAUCCGCGCUGCACAUUCUGGUUCGCACGGGAAUGACAGUCCUGCUUGGUCUGCACUUGAACAUGCAGACAAGGAUGUUGAUGAUGCUUUGACAUUCCCUGUUUGUGAGGCCAGUGAGCACGAUGCAGUUUUGCUGUACAGCCUGCGAGCUGAUCAUCACCUCGCUGUUGAUCCACCUAACACCGGAGUUGUGAACUCUGCAAUCGAGCUUUUUGCUGUUGCCAUUGCUCUUCACUCGUCCAAAAUCCAGGAGAGCAGUGUGGAACAGGUCGCCUCAUUCCUUGCUUCCCCGAGCCUCCAAAGGAACCCCGGAAGAAAAGCAGCCUUGGCUGUAAACAUUUCUGUGGCACUUUUGCAUGCUCUUAAGGUUGCGGUCAAGGAGACCGACUUUGUGGCCGGAAAACUGAGCACGUCCACAGACAAGAUUUUGCAGGAGCUUGUUCAGAAAUUCGUGAUUGACACUGACCCUAUCGUCCGCACUAUUGGCGUAGAGUCAUUAGGACGCCUUUGUGACAGCGCUGGAAACGCCUGUACCAACACGCAGGUCAACUGGCUGGUCGAUACCAUUGUUGAAAACCGAGAGCCAAAUGCUCGCGCUGGCUGUGCCGCUGCUUUGGGCUGUAUCCACUCGCAAAUUGGUGGUAUGGCAGCUGGUCUGCACCUAAAAACAAUCGUCGGUGUGCUCAUGUCUCUCUGCAAUGAUCCCCAUCCUGUCGUUCAUUUUUGGGCUCUUGGUGGACUGGAGAGAGUGGCCAACUCUGCCGGUUUGACGUUCUCUCCAUUUGCCUCCAGUUCACUUGGAAUGCUGGCACAGCUCUACAACGCCGACACACACAAUGUGGAGGCGGCAGCAUUGGCUACCUCGAACAUCGAAAUGACCUUUUUGACACCCGUUGUCAUCAGUCGUUGCGUGGAUUCGCUCAUCAACGUCCUUGGACCGGAUUUGCAGGAUGUUGCUAAAACACGCAACCUUAUUCUGACCCUUCUCCGCCAGUUCCAGUUGGAGGAGAACCCUGCGCUAGUGACAGAAAGCUCCAAGUGCUUGGAUCAUUUCUCCCUUUACGCCUCGAACUUUGUGGACUUCUCGGGAUACGUGAAACGACUUCAGACGGAGCUUCGCGCGAGCAACUCUUUGAUGCGGGACGUCGCUGUCCGCGGUCUCAGCAAUCUGAUGAAGAGAGAUGCCGCAUCAGUGGUGCGCACGGCCAGUGAGACACUUGAAGACGAUAUCUGGCUUGCGUUCGAUGAUGCCCCGGACAACAAGCCGCUCAAGAAAAUGAUUCAAGAGUGGCUACAGCAAACUGCGCUCACGGAGACUGAGCUCUGGAUCCAGCGUUGUCAGAAGAUUAUGACCAAGACUCGCAAUAAGGUGGAGCUUCCACCUUCUACGGCAGUUCAAGCUACUGCGGCGGAUAUCCCAGAUGACGAAGUUGCUGGAUUCGCAUCCGCUGCGGCUGGAGAAGGUCAAGGCGAUUCUACCGGCGAUGGCGUAGCUGGUCAGGAAUUGCUAAAAUGGCAGACACGCAACUUUGCCAUGAGGUGCCUUUCCGAACUUCUGGCAACAGUCCAGGAAGCUAUCUUGCCGGACACAAGCAUUCCAGCAGAGCUUGCUCUUCAGUCUAAGGUUGGAGACAUUGUCAGAAUGGCUUUCUCCGCCUCAACUGCAAAUGUCAUUGAGCUGCGCAUUUGGGGUCUUAAGAUCAUUGAUCAAGUCUUGACUAUGUUUGGCAAAACCCCGGAUCCCGAUUUCGCGGAAGCUUCUCUGCUGGAGCAGUACCAGGCUCAAAUCGGAUCUGCUCUCACUCCUGCCUUCGCAGCUGACUCCUCAGCAGAGCUGGCUUCUGAAGCAAUCAACGUGUCCGCGACCUUCAUUGCCACGGGCAUUGUGACGAAUGUGGAUCGCAUGGGCAGAAUCCUCAAAUUGCUAGUUCUUGGACUUGAAAACUUCGCGAAGAACUCUGCCACCACCGAGAUUGGCGAUCUAAAGGGCUUGAAUUCCAAUGCUCGAGUAAUGGUCAAACUUGCGCUUUUCUCGGCGUGGGCUAGACUGCAGAUUGCUAGCAUUGAACACGAAUAUCUUAACCGGGUGGUUCAGCCGUAUCUUGCCAAGCUGACACCGCUCUGGCUUUCCUCUUUGCAAGAGUAUGCCCGGCUGCGCUUUGAGCCGGACAUCUCGGGUGCUCUAGGUACGAGCACACAGAGCAAUGACCUAGACGAAGUUUAUGCUGCUUUGAACCGCGAGACGCUCUUGAAGUUUUACCAAGAUACCUGGCUCAGCCUUGUCGAUGCAAUUGCCGGCCUGGUUGAGAAGGAUAUUGACUUUGUCUUCGACGCUUUGGAUGGCAAGCUCCAACCAGUUGAAGAAUCUGAUGACGCUGAAAAGGAGACAGAGAAAGAAGAGUCCAGCAAAGAGGUUGCAAAGAGCGAAACGGCAGGGAAGGGCGACGACAUCAAUUAUCGCGAGGAACCCGUCGCCUUCUUUUUCGUCUUGUUCGGACUUGCUUUUGAAUCCCUGGUUGAUCAAGCUACUACAACCUCCCAGCGGCUGGAGAUUCUGCAGGCCCUUAAGCGAAUUCUGAGACCCAUCAUCUCUGGUAACGCCAUUUACCAGGAUGCCAUCUUCUCGGAGACCAUGGAUACUUUCGAUCGGCUUGUUCUGACUGAGAGCACUCCCAUCCAGACUGUCAUUGUCGAGAUCGCCCAAAAUUUGUCACUGGACCAUCCAGCUGCUAAGAGCGACCAGGAGCGAGGUGAUCAUCUGUCGGAUGACAUUGAGCAACUCUUCGAAUUGACCCGAAGCAUCAUUCUUGUCCUUGCUGGGAUGCUUCCUAAUCUGCGUGAAUCGACCCCUCUGGCGCGAUUUAACGUCUCAUCUGAUGAUUCUUUGACACUUAUUCGGCUGGCUCUCCGCUCUCUGGUUGAUGUUGCAUCGGUGUUCCCAUCCAUUAUUCGAAAUGAUCUCCAUGCCUGUAUCCUGCACAUUUUCACCACGAUUCUUGCGACUGGAAUCUGCCAGACCGAAGUUGUACCCCAGGCUCUGCCGAUCUUCCGACAGUUCGUCUACGGCAUCACUCAUACCCCUGAAGCUUCAGAGGAUAUCGACGUGGUUGCUUUCCAGCUGCGUGGCUGUCUCACCCGGUUCUUGAAUAUCCUGACCAUUGCUCAACGACGAGAGGCAGAUUCCUCUAUGGCAUGUGCCAAGAACACCCUCCUGGCCAUAACCUUCCUCUUGACAGCAGGUGGACAUGUCCUCCCUCCUCAGGAUCCGGUCAUCAACCGCGUUCUCGAUGAGCUCCUUGAUUGUCUUCACGACGUUGGCCUUGCCACAGUCGCUGCAAGCUGCCUCCGCUCGAUCCUACUCAAGCCUAGUCCUCGCUACAUGACCGACGACGUGGUUUCUCGGUACCUCAUUCCUCGACUCAUCGCCUUCCUUGUCGGAUGCCCGAUCGACGGCGGCGACAUCCCCAGCGACCCCGAGAACUCGCGCACCGUUAUCGCCCGGACCCUCGUGUCGUGUGUUAGCAAUGCUACCUUCUCUCCUGCCGAGAUGCCCACUGCCGCUUCACUCGUCAUGUCUGCCCUGCUGGCACGCGCCAAGAGGGAAGGACAGGCCGUUCACCAAGAAUCAGCCGGUAAUCUCCUUGAACUUGCCAAGGCUGAUCAAUUCAUCUUCCGAACCUUGGUUGCGAACAUGAACGCGGACCAAAAAUCGCUUCUGGAAGAGGUCCUCCGCAGCGCGGGUGUCGGUGCGGGGGCCGCUAAGGUAGGCGAAACAGCCGAUAACACACCACAAGCUGCGCCUAGUAUUGCCCUGCGCAUGGACUUCUAG
Penicillium atrosanguineum is the source of this 6198-nucleotide messenger RNA. RefSeq names its product AP-1 complex accessory protein LAA1. NCBI's taxonomy places the organism in Eukaryota, Fungi, Ascomycota, Eurotiomycetes, Eurotiales, Aspergillaceae. Gene Ontology annotation, biological process: retrograde transport, endosome to Golgi; endocytosis; intracellular protein localization. Gene Ontology annotation, cellular component: membrane; endocytic vesicle; Golgi apparatus. The record is from RefSeq and is a predicted model, not a curated record. The transcript has 3 exons. The coding region runs from base 1 to 6198 and encodes 2065 amino acids.